Molecule: messenger RNA, 3585 nt
Organism: Cutaneotrichosporon oleaginosum
Lineage: Eukaryota; Fungi; Basidiomycota; Tremellomycetes; Trichosporonales; Trichosporonaceae
Biological process (GO): regulation of DNA-templated transcription; DNA-templated transcription
Molecular function (GO): DNA binding; DNA-binding transcription factor activity, RNA polymerase II-specific; zinc ion binding
Source: RefSeq, a predicted model, not a curated record
CUGCCCCUCUACACCCCUCGUAUCACUCGCAACACCCACUCAUCCGAUCCCCCGCCCCAUCUCCGCACCUCUAGACACUACCACGAGUCGCGAGCGAGCCAUCGCUUCAGCCCUCACUGGACUGAUCCAUCACCCCGGCGGCACAUCACCCACCACCUCCACCGAAAUAGAUCCCGCUCCUCCUGCCGUCCACCACCCAGCCAUCGCCGCCGCCGGACUCGAUCGCAUCUCCAACCCCCCCCAUCCUCCUCUUCGCGUCUCGUCUCGAUCCAUCCUCGCGCUCACAAAAGCCGAGACACCUCCAACAUCCUCUCCACCAACUCGUCGCAUCAGCGCGGGCCGCAAGGCCGCACCCCUCAUCUCUUCGCCGCUGCAUCAUCCGCAUCGCACCGGCCAAUCGCCCCCGGCGUGUACCUCAGCCCAACUGUCUCAUCCAACCCCGACCCCCCGUCCUACUCCACCUAGCCCCUCCCAAUCCGGCGCAUGCACCCAAACACGAACCCUCCCUAUACGAUGGAGCAGCAGCGUGGCGCCCGCCCCCCCAUGCCGCCACCAGGGCAGCCUGCACGCCCACCCCCCGCGCCAGCCCCGCAGUUCGUGCAGGGCGACUACGCGAGCCGCCUCGCCCCGUCUUACACGAGCAACUGGCAAGGCCAGCCGGGGUACAACCCACAGAUGUUCAUCCCUGGCGCAGGCUACGACGUGCAGGCGGCCGUAGCGGCCGCGCAGCACAUGACGCCUGCGCGCCCGCCGCAGCCGACGCGCUCCGACCGCUUCGACACGGCUGCGAUGCCGCCUCCCGCCGCUGCGGGCGGGUAUCCGAUGAACUUCCCGUGGCCGCGGCAGGAUAUGUCACCGACGCGUGCGAGAGACGCAAACGGGUCGCGGCCCACUACUGCCGAAGGGCCGCUCCUCUCCCCGGUACAGGUCAAAAGCGAGCGCGACGACGCGCCGCCCGAAGAGCCUGAGCAAAAAGUCGACCAUCGCAAGCGUAAGCGGAACCGCACGAUUCGGUCGUGCGUGCCCUGCCACAACCACAAACGCAAGUGCGACCGCAGGCGGCCAUGCGGGCGCUGCACCGCCCUCGGCUUGACUGGCUCGUGUGUGUACGAAGUGGACGAGGCGCGUGAUCCAAAUGACCCCGAGGUUAUUGAGACGGACCGACUGCGCCGCCGGAUCGCCGAGCUGGAGCAGGUCGUGCGCGAGCUCCGCCAGCGGCAUCCGCCGCGCAAUCAGACGCAGGCACAGCAGCAGGCGGCCAACGCCGCCAACGCCGGACCACCCACGGCCGACGACAAGCGCAAGGUCAUCGUCGACCGAUUCGCAAAGUUCAAGCUCGGCGAGGUGUCGGCCGGCACGAGCAUGUCGUGGAACGCCAACACGCCGACGGCGUCGGAUGCGUCGCCUGAGAGCAGCGUCAGCCUCAACCGCUCCCACUACGCCGAGCCGUACAACGCCGCAUCGCUGCCCGGCGAAGACCUCGUCAGCGACAAGCAGGGCAGCAAGACGUUCCUCGGCGCGCCGGCCGGCAAGCUCAUGUUCCGGCGCCUGCGCGAAGUCGUCUCCGGAAAGGGCAAGGACCACGCGGAGAUCCCCGAGGAUCUGGCGUUCACAGGCUGGUUCUCGACGCGCAAGACGUUCCCGUUCACGACGAUUUGGAGCCACGACAACUUUAUCGACGAGAUCCUCGGCCUGCUGCCGUCGCCCGAGGACGCCGACCUGCUGCUCGAGGCGUUCGUUGACGAGAUCGCUGUGCUCUUCGAGGCGUGGGUCCUACCCGAUUUGUGCGCGAGCUUCCGACACUUCUUCACGCGCAGCAACGCCGAGAAGCGCGCCCAUCCUCUGCAAGAGUUGUCGCUAUUCAUCAUGAUCUGCUCAUUGGGCUGCAUGAUCCGCUCGAGCGCAAGUGAAAUCUUCGGCGACGGCAAGCCAUCUCCGCACAACACGGAGCGCCCGACAGGCGACAAGGACCUCACGACGUCCCGCCUCCAGAGCGAGCUAUACCUCUCCGCCGCGUACCAGGCGCUGCGCUUGUGCUCAUUCCUCUCCAGCCCGACCAUGCACACCAUCCAGGCCCAGAUCCUCAUCAACGUCUACCUCCUGCACAGCGAGCGCGCCGCCGACGCGUGGGCGCUUACCGGCUCGCUUGUCCGCCAAGUCAUUGCGCUCGGGUACCACGUCGACCCCGCGCACCUGGACCCGCGCAUUUCGCAAAAGGAGGCCGAGAUCCGCCGCCGCGUCUUCUGGACUGUCGCCGGCCUCGACUGCCUUCUCUGCGUGUCCUUCGGCCGUCCGACCAUCAUCAACUACUACACAUGCGCGAUCCCGCAGGACAUCGACGACGAGGUGUUGUCCGAGGAGCCUGGCAGUGCCGUGGCUCUCACGCCCCCGACUAACGCGCUCAACCCCAGCACGAGCGAGCAGACGUACCACGCUGCGUAUUUCCAGAUCUCGCUCCCGAGUCUCGAGCUGCUCAACCGUGUGUUCCACGUCUCGCCGCUCGUCGCGCGCGACACGUUCAUGGGCUGGUUCAGCCCCACGAUCGCAGACCAUCCCGUACCCCCGCCCACGGUUGUCGGCAACACGUACGAGGACGCGAUCCGCCUCGGCCGCGACAUUUUCGACUGGUACACGCACGUGCCGGAUGGCAUGCGCUUCGACCCGGACGACCCGGACCUCGUCGACCUCAAGCAGCGCACGCGCAUGCGCAUCAACCAGACCCUCGCGCUGGUCGUCAAGACGUUCAUCUUGGUCCUCAUCCUGCACCGGCCGUACCUCCGCGCCGACCCGAGCGCGUACCCUGAGUCAUCGCAACUCUGCGGGCGCUCCGCUCACAUCAUUCUCGCAGCGUAUUCGGCGAUGGCACGUACAAAAUCGAGCAUCGUCUGGUCAUGGUGGACCAUGUCCUACCGCGCCUUCCACGCUGGCACGGUGUGCGCGUUCCUGGCCAUCCGUGAACCCGGCACGCCGCUCGCCGAGCGCUGCCUCUCCGACCUCCGGGGCGCCAUAACGAUCUUUGACGACCGCAGCUCGAACUGGAACAUCGCGCACCCGGUACAAGGCGACCUCUCGGCGGGCCUGCACCGCCUCGAGCGCCUCGCCACUGCGGCGACGCAGCAGCACUCGCCGCGCCCUGACGCACUCACCCCCGCCGCCCCCAUCUUCCCCAACCUCGCCGUCGAUCCCAGUGUGCCCGCGUUCCCCUCAGAGCUCACGCAAGCUUCCGAGCACGAGCUGGGCAUCUUGGGCGUCGACGAGCGCGUCAGCCACCAGCAGCGCCGGCCGUCCGCGCCCUUCCUCCAGCCGUGGACGCUGACCCAGCCCGGCCCAGACGCCGGCAUGACGAGCCCGUUCACGACCGAGCCGCUGGCGCUCCCGCAGAUCUGGGCUUCGAUGUUCAACAUCAAGAUGGACCCCGAAAUCGGCGACGACGUGCACGGCAUGCAGCAUAUGAUGCACCCGCAGGCCACCAAUGCCGCGCAGUAGCGCGCGGGCUCUAAGUGCGUGCAUGCACCCCCACAUCAUAUCAGUCUCAAUCUCAGUCUCAUGAAACCAUUUGUAUGAAAUGCACCGUCUUGUUCUAAG